This is a messenger RNA of Anopheles cruzii, 915 nucleotides long. RefSeq names its product brachyurin-like. The record is from RefSeq and is a predicted model, not a curated record. Lineage: Eukaryota; Metazoa; Arthropoda; Insecta; Diptera; Culicidae. Gene Ontology annotation, molecular function: serine-type endopeptidase activity. Gene Ontology annotation, biological process: proteolysis. The transcript has a single exon. The coding region runs from base 1 to 915 and encodes 304 amino acids.
AUGAAACUCGUAGAAGUGUUUGUCGUAGUCUGUCUGUUGGCUGUCGGCUCUAGUGCUGACUGGAUCGACAUCGAUUGGUCGCAAGUGAAACCGAUCGACGAGUUCGACCAUUACUGGCAGCGACUUCCAGCCGAAUGGCAGGCCCUUCGGUACGCCAAUCCUUCUCGUCGCAUUGUGAAUGGUGCUCCAGCGCUUGAAGGCCAGUUCCCGUAUCAGGUUGCCCUGACCAGUACCUUCCCCACUGGAACCGGGUUGUGUGGUGCCACCGUCAUCACAAACAAUUACAUCCUAACGGCGGCUCACUGUGUGGUCGGUGGAAAUGGUCAAGUAGCUUCAGGCGGAACGGCUAUUCUCGGAGCUCACGAUCGCACGAUCGUAGAAGCAUCCCAGCAGCGGAUCGCCUUCACCCAAGCCGGAAUAUUUGUCCACCCUGGCUACAAUCCUUCAACGAUCCGGAACGAUAUUGCCACCGUACGGUUGAACUCUCCUGCUGUUUUCAAUAAUCGUGUGCAGCCGAUACAUUUACCUGCCCGUUCCGAUGCUCGUACGUUCGCCGGGAUGGAAGGCACCGCUUCCGGUUUCGGCCGAACUUCCGAUGCGAGUACGGCAACCUCACCAAUCGUAAUGUUCACGCGCAAUCCGAUCCUUUCGAACGCUCAGUGCAAUUCUUUCUGGAGUACGGCCCUGGUCCAGGACCAGAAUGUGUGUCUCGAUGCGGCGGGAGGACGUUCUCCAUGCAACGGUGACUCUGGGGGUCCGCUGGCCGUGCAAGAUGGUGGCAGCAGUCUGGAGGUCGGUAUUGCCUCAUUCGUGUCGGCGGCGGGCUGUGCGUCGGGUGCUCCCUCGGUUUGGGUGCGAGUUUCUUUCUUCCGCGACUGGAUCGAGCAAAAUUCUGACUUUGUAUUCCGUCCGUGA